This is a messenger RNA of Lepus europaeus (European hare), 1030 nucleotides long. RefSeq names its product lipocalin Cav p 2.0101-like. Bases 1 to 927 code for a protein of 308 amino acids. Gene Ontology annotation, molecular function: odorant binding; small molecule binding. The record is from RefSeq and is a predicted model, not a curated record. NCBI's taxonomy places the organism in Eukaryota, Metazoa, Chordata, Mammalia, Lagomorpha, Leporidae. The transcript has 8 exons.
AUGUUCCGGAACAGCGCCGAGCCGGCCGACGCGGGGGAUUCUGGGCCCCGGGUCCGAGUGGAAUUUCCCCGGCCGGGCGCCGUGGGCGAGUUGGCGCCCGGCCCGGCCGACAUUUACCCAGCUCACACGGCCCGGGCACCGAGGGGGCGUGGCCACUGCGGGACGUCCCUUGCCCGUCUCUGGGGGCCGUGGAAACCUCCAGCCAAUCGGGUGGGGGCGCUGGGAAUGGGCACAAAAGGGCCGGAGGUGACCGGAAGUGACAUGGGAACCCGGAAAACGUUCCGGAACAGCGCCGAGCCGGCCGACGCGGGGGAUUCUGGGCCCCGGGUCCGAGUGGAAAUUCCCCGGCUGGACGCCGUGGACGCCCGGUCCGCGCCGGCUCAGACAAUGAUGAAGACGAUGGCGAUGAAGAUGACGACGGUGACGAAGGCUCUCCUCCUCGCCCUCGCGGUGGGCGUGGCCUGCGCCGACGUCGACCCCGCCCAGAUCUCGGGGCCCUGGCGCACCUUCGCCGUCGCCGCCGACAACCUGGACCAGGUCCAGGAUGGGGGGCCGCACCGCAUGCUGCUCCGCCAUAUUGAGUGCCAGGAGGGCUGCAACGCCCUGAACGUCUUCUUCUAUGUCAGGAAGAACACGGUCUGCACCCCGCACACGUUCCUGGCCCGGAAGGACGCAGACGGCGGCUACACCGCUGACUUCGAGGGCCAGAAUAACUUGCAGCUCUUCGUGCGGGACCCCGACAGCCUCGUCGUCACCAACUAUAACGUGGGGCCCGACGACACCGCCACCCGCACCAGCUCCCUCUUUGUCAGGUUGCGGGUCAUGAACGACGAGCGGCUGGAGGACUACGCGAGGCUCACGGAGCAGCAUGGGAUCCCGCGGGAGAACAUCCUGCGCGUGGGCGACACGGACACCUGUCCGCCCUGAGGUCGCCUGCCCCCCCCCCGGGGAAGGUUCCGGAACAUUCUAGAACAUUCCGGAAUCGAGCGUCCCCCAUUCCCCCUGCUUCCCGCUGAUGCAAUAAACUCGU